AGGAUGAUGUAGAUUUCGAACUUAAUAUCGCAUCAGUUAUAUUAGAAUCAUAUAGAAUUUUGCCUUCCGAUUGGGAUAUCUUUUUUCUUGGUUAUUGUAGUUAUGUUGAAGGAUGGGGUCAAUUAGUAGGUGAAAGUAAUUCAUCACCUUACAAAAUACAUAAAUCUCAUAUACCAUACUGUCUUCAUGGUUACGCUGUUUCGCGUGCUGGUAUACUCAAAUUAGUAAAAAGACUUAACCCAAUACCUGAUACAAUUGAUCAGCAUAUUGUUAAUUUAGCUAACUCAGGAUAUAUUAACUCUUAUUCACUUGUACCGUUGGCAAUGGUACAAUGGCGUUCUUCAAUUAAUCCAUCGAGUAUUUCUCCUGAAUAUGGAUAUCAUUAUUUCAUUCCUUUACAGCAUUCUACUUUAGGACAUUUUAGACUUAUUAAAGAAACCAAUCAUACUCUUGGGUUUAAUACGAUUUACCUUAUUAAAUAUCAGAAUGAACCGGAUUAUAACAAGAUCACUGAAAAAUUGGCAAAAAUGUCAGAUAAAUUAUGCAUACUUUUUACUAAUUUUGAUGCUAUUUCCUCAAAUGAAAUUGAUUCUAAUCAAAAUAGUAAAUUACAAGAGUCACAAAAAAUUUCUUAUUUAAGUCAUUAUAAAAUUUAUGAAUCGAUUAUUAAUAAUGGACAUGGUAGUGCAUUGAUUUUAGAAGGUGAUAUGGACAUUGAACUUAGAAUCACAUCAAUUAUGGUCGAUAUACAUCGAAUUUUACCAACAGAUUGGGACAUUAUAUAUCUUGGUUAUUGUAAUAAUUAUGAAGGUAAAUCUGGUGAGCCUUUACCAGGUAACAAUAAUAAUCAAUUUGCUUAUAAGUUAUUUAAAUCUGAGAAGCCGUAUUGCACAUUUGCUUAUGCAGUAUCACAUGCUGGUGCUGUUAAGUUAUUAGAAAAACUUGGAAACUCUAUAAAAUCACCGCUUGAACCACUUGAUGUAGAAUUAGUUAAUAUUAUUCAAUCAGGAGAAAUCAAUUCAUAUACACUUGUACCACCAAUUAUCGUAAAAUCAGGAAAAUCACGUUCCGGUAAAGAAAUUUCUGAUAUACAUAUUUUAAAAAAUUCUACUAGAGAAUAUUUUGAGUUAGACAAAUAG
Molecule: messenger RNA, 1139 nt
Organism: Cetraspora pellucida
Lineage: Eukaryota; Fungi; Glomeromycota; Glomeromycetes; Diversisporales; Gigasporaceae
Source: the annotation of a GenBank genome assembly